Messenger RNA from Rhizopus microsporus ATCC 52813, 1170 nucleotides. RefSeq lists its product as uncharacterized. The record is from RefSeq and is a predicted model, not a curated record. Bases 1 to 1170 code for a protein of 389 amino acids. Lineage: Eukaryota; Fungi; Mucoromycota; Mucoromycetes; Mucorales; Rhizopodaceae. Gene Ontology annotation, molecular function: protein binding. The transcript has a single exon.
AUGUCUAAUUCAACACUUUUCAGUCAGUCCGUUUUACGCCGUGCAACUUGUUUCAGAAGCACUUGCUUAAGACCCACCAAAGCAUGUUUUAGUAGCAGAGCCAACAAUUGGUUCACUCGCUUCCUUACACCCAAAGAAGAAAAAGAUCUCUAUCUAGGCAUCACAAGUUCAUUUCGUGAAAAACUCAACGAACAAGGCACCAAGAGCACACAAACCUACAGCCACAUCAUUGAGCAUGCUAUCUUUUCUCGACCUGCGACUGCCUCACCGUCACGACUAGAAGAAUUCAAACAAGCAAUUGAUUCAGCAGGCAAGAAUAUAGAACGGUUACAGCAAAUUGAAAAUGAAAUGUAUACAGAACAGGUCAAGACAACGUCCAUGUACAAUCGACUGAUACGAGCUUAUAUCGCCAGCGAUGCUUUACCACUUGCUGAAAAAGUCAUUCAUAAAUUUGAUUCCCGUGGCAUCUUUGCCACUACACGCACAUUUACUUAUAUGAUUCAGGCCUAUAUGAAACAAGGCAACCUGAACAAGGCCAAAGAUUUCGUCGAACAAAUGAAAAGCUUGAGUCUGCUCAAAUUACGGUAUGGGUUUGACUGUAGCGUGUUACUCAACUUUUAUAUCGCCUCUGGGGACUCGCAUGCACUGGAAUUUUUAUGGCGUGACAUCAUACUCCACGCAGAUACUAUCAAGCCAGGCGUGGGGCUCUACACACAGUACCUAGAGUAUUUGAUUUCGGAUAAAUGUCACCAUGCGUCACUUCAAGAGUUUGUGAAAGAGUACUUGAGUAGGAACGACCAGGCGUCAUUGAAUGCUCAACAAUAUACCGUCUGGAUAGGAGCUGUACAGAAAAUGUUGUCCUCUUUGCACGAUUUGACAGUGGCAGAACACCUAUUGCUGCAUCUGAUCAAACAUGCACCAGCAAAGGCAAAUAUGGAUUCCACAAGAGAUAUCAUGCAAAAGAUGCUUGUACACUACAUUGAUGGCGGUCAAGACCUAAAAGCAUUAGCACUCUACUACCGUGCGCAAAAGAUAGGCGCACCAGAUGAGAUUUUUGAGCCACGUACGUUGCAACGUAUAGAACAAGCACUCAACAAAGUUGAGCAUAAUGCAAGUCAUCAAGAUCAUCAUGUGCUGCUGGCUGAACUCGCACAGCAAAAUCACUUUUAA